Molecule: messenger RNA, 1713 nt
Organism: Tetrapisispora phaffii CBS 4417
Lineage: Eukaryota; Fungi; Ascomycota; Saccharomycetes; Saccharomycetales; Saccharomycetaceae
Exons: 1
Coding region: 1-1713 (570 amino acids)
Biological process (GO): regulation of transcription by RNA polymerase II
Cellular component (GO): transcription regulator complex
Molecular function (GO): DNA-binding transcription factor activity, RNA polymerase II-specific; RNA polymerase II cis-regulatory region sequence-specific DNA binding
Source: RefSeq, a predicted model, not a curated record
AUGACCGAGUUAGAAGAUAUUUCCAAGAUAAAAGUAUUUGAUGUCUAUACAAAUAUUGAUGGUGUUGUUCAGAGUUCACUCCAUGAUGUUUUCCGGUACAAAGAUACAGUGAACCAAGAGACACUACUUACAACCAGUACUUCAGUCAAUACCUACACCAAAACGGAUGGCCUUGAUGACAGAAAUGAAGAAAUCGAAAGUGAUAGUUCUCUAAAAACUAUUGAAUUACUCAAUACAGGAAUUGGUGAAAAAUCAGAUAAAUUAAAUAAAGAGUUUUUCAAUAAUUUAAAGAAUACAAAACAUAAUGUGAAUAAUAACAGACUACAGUUAAGUCAGCCGAACUCCUGUUCCAUAGAUAGAUUCAAUAGGACUACUGAUGUUUAUCUGACUCCGGAUACUACUGUGAAAACUAGCUCGAACAGUAGUGUCAGUAAUCUAGCAUCGCUUUAUGGGAAUGAUAAAUGGACAUCCAAUAUUGAAAAUGCUUUUGUAGAUUCAUUAAGAAUCAUAAUGAAGAACGGUACAUACAAGAUAAAGAUAUUCGAUAAAAAUUAUGGGAGAAAUGAAUUGAUUUCUAUGUACAUAAAACAUAAAACGGGAGAAGUAAGAACUAAGAAACAAAUAUCAUCACAUAUCCAAGUAUUAAAAAAGGCAUUUAAGUCAAAAAUUGAAGGAAAGUUGAAAUUAGAUCGGUUAGAAACCGAAAUGCACAAUUUGAUAGAAAAUGGUGCUGAGCCAACUGAAAAAACAAUACAUACUUUUUUUACUGUUUUCGAAAACAUUAUAAAGGACAUCGAAAAAGAAAGAGGAGAUCAUUUUGGUAAACAUAAUUUGAACAACUCAAAUUUAAUAACUCCAUUAACAUCGAAGCUUGACGAUUCCUCUUUUCUAAGCAAUGACAAAGUUGGUCUUAUUAGUGAUGAUUCAAAAAUGUAUUCACCUUCUACAGCACUUUCACAUGCUAAAAUGAUUUAUAAAAAUCUGAAAGAUUACACCUGUGUUUUAUCAGUUAACUAUUCAAAAGUUUUUAUAGAUGAUUCUCCUAAAGAGGAAGAACACCAAGACAAAUCUGCUCAACCAAAUGAUAUGAGAAAUGAUAGCUCUACGUUAUCUAAAACUGGUAGCAUAAAAAAACCAGCUCAUAUGAAAACCAAUGGAAAAGAUUCGAUUUCUAGAAGUUCACUGAUAAAACUUGCCAAAAAAGUGAAAUUACAACAAAGACAGCUUAUAGAAGAUAAGAUGACAGUUAAUGAGAGUUUACCUGGGACAUGCGCCAGACAAGCUUUUGCUAAAAUUACAACUACUUACUCAAAUGGUCAAUUACAAACGAAAAUGAAUCCUGCUGCUUCUUCAUCUGGAUCAUCAGGGAAUAGCAAUUAUAAUAUCUCUAUAAUACAAAAUCAACCACAACCUUACUUGGUGCAAUAUCCAUCAUUUCUGUCAAGUGCUUCCUCUUUACCGUUAAUGCCGCAACCAAAUAUCGUAUACCCACAUCAACAACAACAGUUACCGUUUCUAUUACAGGGUAUGGUAUCCCCAACUUAUUCGAAUUUUAGAAUGCUUCAACCAGCACCCACAUCCCAGCAAUUUUAUAAUUCAAAUCAUGGAAUAAGGCAAAUGGUUGAAUCAUACAAAAUUUCGUCUCCACCUCCACAAACAGUUCUACGAUCACAUAGAUUCCAAGGUCCAGAUUCAAAUGCAAACGCAAAUUAA